UGACUGCGGCAGAGAUGGAAGAGAAACGGCGAAAAUACUCGAUCAGCAGUGAUAACUCAGACACCACUGACAGUCAAACAACAUCAACUUCAAAAUGCUCCAAAAUUCCAAGUACAAAAUCUAGUUGGUCAAGGCAGAAGGAGAAGAAACCCUCAGAGGUUUUUCGCACCGACUUGAUAACAGCAAUGAAGAUUCCAGAUUCUUUCCAGCUGAGCCCAGAUGAGUACUAUAUCCUUGCUGAUCCCUGGAGACAAGAGUGGGAGAAGGGUGUUCAAGUGCCAGCAAAUACAGAAACAAUCCCAGAACCAGAGGUUAGGAUAAUACCUCUGCUAGAUCAUUCUUCAUCACAGACUUUUCCAAGGAACCUGUCCGGCUCUGAAUGUUCAGAUGCUUCCAGAACAUAUUCCCAGAGAGUAUGUCGCUAUGAUCUAGAUGAAAUUGAUGCAUGCUGGUUGGAACUUUUCAACAUGGAGCUCAAAGAAAUGGAAAAGCCAGAAAUGGAUGAAUUCACCUUGGAAAGAGUGCUUGAGGAAUUGGAGACUGUGUGCUCUGAGAAUAUGAAUAUUGCCAUUGAGACAGAAGAAGGCCUUGGGAUAGAGUACGAUGAGGAUGUGGUAUGUGAUGUGUGCCGUUCACCAGAAGGAGAAGAUGGCAAUGAGAUGGUUUUCUGUGACAAAUGCAAUGUCUGUGUGCAUCAGGCUUGUUAUGGAAUCCUAAAAGUUCCCCUUGGAAACUGGCUCUGUCGGACCUGUGCCCUCGGAGUUCAGCCAAAGUGUUUACUCUGCCCAAAGAGAGGGGGAGCCCUGAAACCUACCCGGAGUGGAACAAAAUGGGUUCAUGUUAGCUGUGCCUUAUGGAUUCCCGAAGUUAGCAUUGGAUGCCCUGAAAAAAUGGAACCGAUUACAAAAAUUUCACAUAUCCCAGCAAGCAGAUGGGCUCUGUCGUGCAGUCUUUGCAAGGAGUGCACUGGAACCUGUAUUCAAUGUUCCAUGCCUUCCUGCAUCACAGCCUUCCAUGUAACAUGUGCCUUUGAGCACAAUUUGGACAUGAGGACACUGUUAGCAGAAAAUGAUGAGGUAAAGUUCAAGUCAUUUUGUAUUGAGCACAGCACUGGUGCUACCAAGCCACCAGAUGAGGCACGGAUGGAGGCAGAUCAAGGUAAACUAGACAUGGAAAAGGUAACACUGAGAAAACAGAAGCUCCAGCAGUUGGAAGAGGACUUCUAUGAUCUUGUGAAACCUUCUGAAGUGGCUGAGAACCUUGAUUUGACUGAGUGGCUAGUUGAUUUUGUCUAUCAGUACUGGAAGAUGAAGAGAAAAGCCAAUUAUAACAAGCCACUGCUGAUGCCCAAGACAGACGAAGUGGAUAAUUUGGCUCAGCAAGAGCAGGAUGUAUUGUACCGGCGCUUGAAGCUGUUCACACACCUUAGACAGGAUCUUGAAAGGGUUAGAAAUCUUUGUUAUAUGGUAACAAAACGAGAGAAAAUGAAGCACUCCAUUUGCAAACUCCAGGAACAGAUUUUCCAUCUCCAGAUGAAACUUAUUGAGAAAGAUCUUUAUGCAGAGCAAGCUGAGAAGAGAACAAAAGGAAGGAGAAGUGAUCCAAAAAGAAAAGGAAGAGAUGAUAGAAAAAGCAGUCCUGAGAAGAAAGAAAAGAGAAAAUCAGGGAAUGAGUUAGUACUGGGACAGCUGGGCUUGUCAACUUCCUUUCCCAUUGCUGGGACCUUCUUCAAUAGCUGGUUGGCUCAAUCUGUACAGAUCACCACAGAGAACAUGGCAAUGAGUGAGUGGUCCUUGAACAACGGCCAUCGUGAAAAUACAACUCCAGGCCUUUCUGAGGAACUUUUACAAGAUGAAGAGACCUUACUAAGUUUUAUGAUGGAUCAUUCCUUGAAGUCCCCAUUGAAACAGAGUGACACAACCAAGAAAACUAAAAGUAAAAAUCGAACACACACUAAGAAAAAAACAGCAAGAAAUGGCUUAAAUGCCCUCUUUAAAAGACAUCAAGAAGGGGAUUCAAAUAAAUGGACUAACAGCAGUUAUUUGGCAAAUAACACCACGAAAUCUUUAUCCCAUGAUUUAAGAAACGGCAAGGCAGAGAAAAGUAUGGACAAGCUACAGUCAGAACGUAAAGGGGUAUGUGAAGUGAAAAAGUCGUCUAAGAAGGGCUCUUCUCAUCCAGCACUUCCUCUUCCAAAAGCAAAUGAUUCUCAAGCAUCCCCGAGUCUCAUAAAUAACCUAAACAAUGAUGAGGAUGUCAUGAAAUACACCCCAACUGAUCCUAACUCUCUGGUUCAAGUGCCUGAUUCAGUAGGUAGUCUGAAAACAGUGGUGAGGUUCAAAUUACCGAAAGAAGGCAAAGGGACUCAAAGACCACAGAACAAGAUGCCCGAAUUGCUUCAUGGACCUCCAGAAAAUGAAAGAUCAAAGGUUAUUUUGCAUCCUUUUGACAAUGAGACUGAUGGCUACUUUUCAGAUGCAGAAAUGAGUGACUCUGACACAGAAUCUGGAAGUGGCAGAGGGCACCACAGCCAGUUAGAUUCAGGAAAUGAGGAUAAUUUCAGAAUGAGUAUUUUAGCAUCUUAAUGCACCUUUGAGACCAGUCAUGACAGCUUUGUGAGGCUUAAAUCCAGUUAACAACUGCC
Messenger RNA from Protobothrops mucrosquamatus (brown spotted pit viper), 2644 nucleotides. RefSeq names its product jade family PHD finger 2 (gene JADE2). Lineage: Eukaryota; Metazoa; Chordata; Lepidosauria; Squamata; Viperidae. Gene Ontology annotation, cellular component: histone acetyltransferase complex. Gene Ontology annotation, biological process: regulation of transcription by RNA polymerase II. The transcript has 12 exons. Bases 15 to 2585 code for a protein of 856 amino acids. The record is from RefSeq and is a predicted model, not a curated record.